Molecule: messenger RNA, 2447 nt
Organism: Boeremia exigua
Lineage: Eukaryota; Fungi; Ascomycota; Dothideomycetes; Pleosporales; Didymellaceae
Exons: 3
Coding region: 180-2387 (735 amino acids)
Molecular function (GO): inositol hexakisphosphate 3-phosphatase activity
Source: RefSeq, a predicted model, not a curated record
GCUCAAUAUCGAAACAAAACGCUUGCCUUACUCACGGGUAAUGCUGCGUGGGCGGAUCAGGGACCGCUGAUGGGUCCAGGUCUCAUGCCGCGCACAAUGCACUGCUCUAUAAGAGCGAGCCUGUCGUGAACGAUGUCUUCAAGCCCCUUCUCCCGCGCCGCAGAAGCUCAACAGACAAUAUGAAGGCCUUUGCGAAGACCCUCCCCUGGGCGACAGCUCUGCUUCCGCUUGCACUCGCGCAGAAUGCGACUAUCAAUCUUACGCCAGCAGCUACUGGGUUCGACUCAGAUAAUGCUGCCUUGAUCUACGCAUCUUCGCCUGUCCUCCUCGCCAACGACGGCAGUGCAGCGGACGGAGGUUUCCGCACUUUCUCUGCUUCAAACGCUACGAAUUCGACUUCAUUUACUGAGCGCUCACACAAAAAGUCCGGGCGCACGAAAAUCGCUAUUCCAGUAUACGACGUUGGUGGUCGAGAUCUUAUCUUCAAUAUCCCCUCGCCAAACUCGAUCAUCAGAGCUUACAAUCUCAAAAGUGGUAGCGAGAUUCCGGGAUCGCGAAAGUACGAGCUCGGUGACUGGAGUGUAGCGCGUAGCUGGCGCAGCCAGGCGAGCGGAAACAAUUAUGUGUUCCUCUUCGGCAAAAAGAUGGUCGUUCAAUUUCUUGUUCGAGGCAAUGGCGAAGACGUGCAGGUACUCGAGGUUCAAACACUCCCAAUCCCAAUCGAAGGCGAGACAGCUGCCGUCUUCCCCAACGGACAAAUUUUCUUUUCUGGUGGUGAGGGCGACACCCUGUAUUCCUUCCAAGCAUCCGAAAGUACCACGACACCCGAAGUCCGUACUGUGAGCGAAGAUCUGAAGAUUGAAGGUCUCGGUGCAUAUCACGCCAAUUCGAGUGAUUACCUGCUGGUCGCUCACGAUGAGGUAAUUGAUAUCUACGAUGCAAACUUCAGUCAAAAGGGCUCAGUCACCCUUGAGGGCAUUCCGGAUCUGGCCAUUGGAGGCGAUGUAUCAGUGCUACAGUCUUCAUCUACCAAUUACCCUUCGGGCUCUAUCGCGUUCGCUUUUGAGGGUGAGGACGACACUGGCAUCGCAAUCGGAUCUCUCGAAGGUGUCUUGAAGGCGGUCGACAUCCAGGCAAACACUCAAUACGAUCCACGGACCAAGCCCUGCGGAUACUGCACGAGCCCAAUUUCUGACGUCUGUUCGAAUAACGGUUUCUCCCAGAGUAACAGCACAUGCAGCUGCUUUCCUGGCUUUUCUGGCACAGAUUGCUCAGAGAUCACGUGCCAGAACGACUGUUCAGGCCAUGGCAGCUGCGAUGGCCCCAACGUGUGUAAAUGCGAAGCUGGCUGGGCGGGGCCUGAUUGCUCGUUCGUGGCUGUCAAGGCCAAGUAUGAGACCGAGGCAAAUGGCGGAGAUGGUGACGAUCCCGCAGUCUGGAUUCAUCCGACCCAGCCAGAUCAGAGUAAAAUCAUCACAACCACAAAGUCACAGGGUGGAGAAGGAUUUGGCGUAUUCAAUCUGGAAGGAAAGCUGUUGCAACAUUCCUCUGCUUCGGAGCCGAACAACGUGGACAUCAUUUAUGGUCUCCCCGUUGGGAACCGCAGUGUCGACCUGGCGUACGCUGCGUGUCGUGGUGAUAAUACCCUCUGCAUGGUUGAAGUGACCAGCGACGGCAUGCUCAAGAACAUCACUGGCGGCACACAAGCUCUCCCGGAAGAUUACGAACCCUACGGGUCCUGCACCUAUCUUUCUCCCAGAUCCAAGAAGCAAUACUUGUUUGUCAAUAACAAGGACGCUGAGUAUCUCCAAUACGAGCUUUCUGCAACCGCAAACGGCACUCUCCAGGUCUCUCUCGUCCGAAAUUUUACUGGCGGUUCAGGCGGCCAAGUUGAGGGCUGUGUUGCCGAUGAAGGCGCUGGCUUUAUAUUCCUUGGCGAAGAGCCGUCUGGAAUUUGGCGUUACGAGGCUGAACCUGAUGGCUCGAACGAAGGAUUUCAAUUCGCCAAAGUCGGUGACGACGGCUUACAUGCUGAUGUCGAAGGCCUGACGCUCGUGACCGCGAAGAACGGCACUGGCGGAUAUAUUAUGGUGAGCAGUCAGGGGAUCAGCGCGUACCUAGUUUACGAUCGUGCGCCUCCGCAUAAGUAUGUCACGACCUUCACCAUCGUGGAUAACGAAGAGAGGGGCAUUGACCAUGUUACCAAUACGGAUGGUUUGGCCGCCGUGCCUAACAAGCUUAAUGCAGACUUCCCUUACGGCUUAAUUGUCACGCAUGACGAUGCAAAUGAGCUCUCGGAAGGUGGCACAAGUGCUGAGGCGAGCUUUAAGUUGACCAGUUUGGUCGAUGUGCUGGGUGAGGAGAGGGCCAAAGCCUUGGGCUAUUGAAAAUCUGGCGUCUUUCCAAUACAAGACGGGGUUUCAGAUAUAAUUGGCAUCUGCUAUCUU